Messenger RNA from Dioscorea cayenensis subsp. rotundata (Guinea yam), 1014 nucleotides. RefSeq names its product ADP-ribosylation factor 3. Bases 165 to 713 code for a protein of 182 amino acids. The transcript has 8 exons. Gene Ontology annotation, cellular component: Golgi apparatus; cytoplasm. Gene Ontology annotation, molecular function: GTPase activity; GTP binding. The record is from RefSeq and is a predicted model, not a curated record. Gene Ontology annotation, biological process: intracellular protein transport; vesicle-mediated transport. Lineage: Eukaryota; Viridiplantae; Streptophyta; Magnoliopsida; Dioscoreales; Dioscoreaceae.
AAAAUAAAAUUCCAAACAAGAUCCUUUUUUAGACCCAGCUUCAUCCAACGAAGAGACCUGCGAGCUAAGCAAACAAGACGUUCUUCGCUCUUUUUAAUUUCAAACUCUCUUGCUCUCUCUGAUCCAGAUCCCAUCGAAUCUCGAAUUCAUCCCAGCUGCGAAGCAUGGGCAUCCUCUUCACGCGGAUGCUCUCCUCCAUCUUCGGGAAUCGCGAGGCUCGGAUCCUUGUCCUUGGCCUUGACAAUGCGGGCAAAACCACCAUCUUGUAUCGGCUUCAGAUGGGCGAGGUGGUGUCAACGAUCCCAACGAUCGGGUUUAAUGUGGAGACAGUGCAGUACAACAACAUCAAGUUCCAAGUUUGGGAUCUGGGUGGCCAAACAAGUAUCAGGCCAUACUGGCGGUGCUACUUUCCUAAUACCCAGGCCAUUAUUUAUGUUGUUGAUUCAAGUGACACUGAUAGACUAGUAACCGCCAAAGAAGAAUUUCAUGCUAUCCUAGAGGAAGAUGAGUUAAAAGGUGCAGUUGUUCUGGUAUAUGCAAACAAGCAGGAUCUACCGGGUGCACUCAAUGAUGCUGCAAUAACUGAGGCCCUAGAGCUCCAUAAAAUUAAAAGUCGUCAGUGGGCUAUUUUUAAAACUUCAGCUAUCAAGGGAGAGGGGCUUUUUGAGGGCUUGGACUGGCUUAGCAAUACACUCAAGUCCGGUGGUGGUUAAUUUACCUUGUCUGCACUGAUCAUCGCCAGAUAGAUUUUGAUUUAAUCACCUGGUAAUUCUCAUCAUUUUCCCCCCCCCCAUUAUUACCCAGGAAGUUUACAUAUACCUGCGCACAUGUAAAAUUGUCAGCAAAAAGUGUCCGAUAUAUUCUGCUUUCUUCUGUCAGAGCUAUAGCUUGAUUCAGCAAUUGGUUUUAUUUGGUGGUUGGUUUGGGAUCACAUUUACUAUUGACCUUGAUUUGAAAGGAACAAUUUGUUCCACCUCUCUUUAUAAUUAUUCUUGUUAAGCAUAAUUUCUUUUA